CUUAAGUAGAGGGUAGCUGAAAGCACCAUUAGUGUUGCGAUUGAUGGUUGAUUUCCUCGCUUUGAACAAGGAUUUGAGCUGGUGUAGAAGACACAUGGGUGACAAAGAAAGCGAAGUUAGCUUAUGCGGUGUGCCUGAGUGGUUCGGACUCCCAGAGAACAGCACAGCUUCGUACGUAAACGAUAUCUUCGUCGCCGUAUUUACAGCUCUCUUGUGUUGUUUCGCAAUCUGUAGCAACUUGCUCAUUAUUGUGACAACUGUGAAAACUCCGUCAUUACAGAAGCCAUGCAAUAUUCUGCUGUGUAGCUUGGCUGCUGCAGAUUGGCUUACUGGUCUAACAUCUAUGCCAAUGUUCGCCGCUUUGAGGUUGAUAAUUCACCGUGUUCCCUCGACAUGCAGUUAUCAAGAAGACCUUUUUACCGCCUUCUAUGCGUCUAUCAUGUUAACAUCUGGAUGGUCGUUUGCCAUUUUAACUUUCGUCAGCUUUGAUCGCCUCAAUGCAUUGUCAAGACCAAUUUCCUACCGUCUGCGUGUAACUGUCGAAGGGACAGUAAAGACGAUGUCUUUUAUUGGAGUAAGUUGGUUUUUGCUAACAAUCUUAGCUCAAUUACUCCUAUCCUCGAUACUGGAAUUAGUAUUUUCCAUGACAUUGAUAGCCAUAUUCAUAAUCAUCCCUACUGUAAACCACAUAAGAAUGUACCUAGCAAUCCGCCGCCAUAAUAAGGAGCUCAGACGAUUGGUUGCGUCAGUGAGGCUGACAACUGUGUUACGAAGGGAGAAGAAGACUGCCAUUGAUAUGUUUGUUAUUACUAUGGUUCUCCUGCUGUGUCUGGUACCGGCAAUUUUGAUCAAGUCGACACAGGUUCCUUUCCCAAGAGUUUACUCUUUUUUGCAGCCUUGGUCCAUAGCAAUGGUGUUUUCAAACUCUGCUUUGAAUCCCCUGAUUUACACAUUAAGAAACCAAAGUCUUAGGGAUGCAAUGAGGAAUGUCAUUCUGAGGCGAAAUAGGAGAGCGAUUGGAAUUAUUACCAGCGAGAGCGGUGGCAGAACUCAGGAGCUGGUCAUGUUCUAAACAAGAACAAACGACAGGCGAUUGCACUGAUUGGGUGCGAAGUGAACCGUACCACAUAUGAAAGCAUCGAAGCGUUCUGUCGGUUGUUAAAUUGGAGCGCUAUUGCAGAAAACAGGAGUUAGCGGUUGACCUUUGAAGAGACCAUUUUAGUUGUUAAAACAUGAAGUAAUUCUUGAAUAAUCUUCCCGAUGUUAUAUAUAUAUAUAAAUAUGUUUAUAUUCACACUUCGUAAAUAGUGUUAGUUUUUUUUUCAUCACAACCAUCGUCAUUGCCAUUUCUAACAAUAAUAAUUAUUAUAUCAAAUUGAAUUUAUCAAUGUCAUUACUAUUGAUAAAUUCAAUUUUUCGAUACAACUGGCCUAAAUAUUCGCUCCAAGAGUUGUUAGUUUACAACGUAACUCAUCGAAAAAUGGGAAAGGCCUCAUUCGGCGCGAGGAACCGUGGCGCUCUGAUAUCUUUGAAUCAUAUCAAAUAUUCUGGCGCUUGGCGCGGUAAGAAAAAAAGCUUUUACAAAUUUCUUAUAAAACCCGAAUAUACCUUUUAGCUCUGUGGUCACGUAGCUUGACAUGGGUAAACAAUUAUUCCAAAUGGUUGCUCAAGCAAAUUCAUGUUGCGGUUAUAUUACGGACGAAAUCUAUCCUUCUCUUGCCGGAAUUGUCAUAUUCACAGAUAAAUCGACUCUCAAGAAACUGCAGUAAAAAAGAAAUCGGCGACUAGGUGGGGUUUAUAGUAGCCGAUCGAAAUUAAGUUCGUUAUUGAGAAUGAAGACAACCUAGAGUUGGAACUGAAACAAACUGGUGAUCACUCGAUCUUCAGAGAUCAUAAAAAGUUCAUGAAACGAACACGAAAGGGAAGCGAAUAUAUCACAACUACAUAGUUUUAGCGAUUUGGGAAUUUUAGAUUCUCUCUUCUGCGUUACUUAGCAAUUUAGUCGUGUUAUGUAAUGUACAGUGAAAGGCCCAGAAUCAAAAAUCAUAUUUAGAAGUAGUACAGUACAGUACAGUACAGUAGUUUAUUAAAUUUUCUAAAACUC
Messenger RNA from Pocillopora damicornis (cauliflower coral), 2104 nucleotides. RefSeq names its product trace amine-associated receptor 7e. The record is from RefSeq and is a predicted model, not a curated record. Gene Ontology annotation, molecular function: G protein-coupled receptor activity. Gene Ontology annotation, cellular component: membrane. Gene Ontology annotation, biological process: G protein-coupled receptor signaling pathway. Lineage: Eukaryota; Metazoa; Cnidaria; Anthozoa; Scleractinia; Pocilloporidae.